AAGUGUUUUCAAAUACUUCUCGCACUUUCUCCUCCCUCUUAAUGUCUCCUCCUCCAUCACUGCUUCUCUUCAACAUUUCAUAGACUCUCUCUUGUCUCGUCAAAUUGGUGUAUCUUCUGGUAUUAAAUUGUGUCUAAUUUGCUGAAAUGGCUGCUGAACUGGCAUAUACUGUGGCAUCUGAUAGUGAAACUACUGGCGAGGAAAAAUCUUCAUCUCCGUUAUCUGAGAUUUCAAUUGGCAUCGAUAUUGGUACCUCUCAAUGUAGCAUUGCUGUUUGGAAUGGCUCCCAGGUGGAGGUCUUGAAGAACACCAGGAAUCAGAAGUUAAUGAGGUCAUAUGUAACAUUCAAAAGUGAUUUCCCCUCAGGUGGAGUGAGCAAUCAACUGGCUCAUGAAUAUGACAUGUUAACUGGGGCCACAAUAUUCAACAUGAAACGUUUAAUUGGUCGAUUAGACACAGACUCAGUUGUUCAUGCAAGCAAGAACCUCCCAUUUUUAGUACAGACUUUAAAUAUUGGAGUCAGGCCAUUCAUUGCAGCACUGGUGAAUAACAUGUGGAGGUCUACUACCCCUGAAGAAGUCCUUGCAAUAUUUCUGAUUGAAUUAAGAGCCAUGGCCGAAGUCCAGCUGAAGCGUCCUGUUAGAAAUGUUGUUUUGACGAUUCCAGUUUCGUUCAGCCGAUUUCAACUCAGUAGGAUUGAACGUGCUUGUGCUAUGGCUGGCCUUCAUGUUCUAAGACUGAUGCCUGAACCAACUGCAGUUGCUUUGUUGUAUGCGCAGCAACAGCAACAGGCUGUGCAUGAGAAUAUAGGAAGUGGAAGUGAAAAGAAUGCCCUUAUAUUCAAUAUGGGUGCUGGUUAUUGUGAUGUAGCUGUAACUGCCACAGCUGGUGGAGUUUCACAGAUCAAGGCCUUGGCAGGAUUUACCCUAGGAGGUGAAGACAUGCUUCAGAACAUCAUGCAUUAUCUAUUACCUGAAAUGGAUAAUCUCUUCUCGAGCCACGGAAUUGAAGAAAUUAGGAAAAUUGGGCUGCUUCGAGUUGCCACCCAAGAUGCAAUUCACAAGCUUUCCUUUCAGCCAAGUGUUCAAAUCAACGUUGACUUGGGUAAUGGGAUACAAAUAUGUAAAGUUUUAGACAGGAACGAGUUUGAGGCUGUGAACCAGAAAGUGUUUGAAAAAUGCGCGUCUCUCAUAGGACAAUGCCUACGUGAAGCGAAGGUGGAAGUAGAAGAUGUAAAUGAUGUAGUACUCGUUGGUGGUUGCUCUUAUAUUCCCAAGAUAAAGAGUAUACUGACAAGUGUCUGCAAGAGAGGAGACCUAUACUCAGAAAUGAACCCUCUGGAGGCUGCUGUUUGUGGGGCAGCACUGGAAGGAGCAGUGGCUUCUGGGAUUAAUGAUCCUUUUGGGAGUUUGGACCUGUUAACCAUCCAGGCAACUCCUCUAAACAUUGGCAUACGUGCUGAUGGGAACAGCUUUGUACCUAUUGUGCAGCGAAACACUACAAUGCCAGCAAGAAGAGAAUUGAUUUUCACAACCGUUCACGAUAACCAAACUGAGGCAUUGAUUAUCGUGUAUGAGGGUGAUGAAACGGUAGAGGAAACGAACCAUCUCCUAGGAUAUUUUAAGAUCACUGGAAUACCUCCUGCUCCAAAAGGCAUUCCUGAGAUUAAUGUAUGCAUGGACAUUGAUGCUUCAAAUGUUCUAAGAGUUUUUGCUGGAGUUAUAAUGCCUGGGGCACAGCAUCCUGCAGCUCCCUUCAUGGAAGUUAGGAUGCCAACUGUUGAUGAUGGCCAUGGCUGGUGUGCUGAAGCUCUGCAUAGGACCUACGGGUCUACCUUAGAUUUAAUUACGGUGCAGAAGAAAGUGCAAAAGUGAGUGUAGGUGGUGACUUGCCACAUUAUGCAUAGGUAACUUCAUGGUAGCCUAGAAAAUCGUAAGUUGCUCUUUGUGAGGUUUGUAAUUACGCACAUGUUAAAGCCAAUACAGCAUCCUUGACUGAUGAUGAUGAUGGAAUAUAAUCGUAGUUUGUUUACACCUUCCUACAAAUAAGCUGAAUGAGAGUGCCAAUGCUGGUUUUCCGUCA
Messenger RNA from Coffea eugenioides, 2082 nucleotides. RefSeq names its product heat shock 70 kDa protein 8. Gene Ontology annotation, biological process: protein refolding; cellular response to unfolded protein. The transcript has 2 exons. Gene Ontology annotation, cellular component: cytoplasm. Lineage: Eukaryota; Viridiplantae; Streptophyta; Magnoliopsida; Gentianales; Rubiaceae. The record is from RefSeq and is a predicted model, not a curated record. The coding region runs from base 147 to 1874 and encodes 575 amino acids. Gene Ontology annotation, molecular function: ATP hydrolysis activity; ATP-dependent protein folding chaperone; misfolded protein binding.